AAUUCUCGGAAAUGUUGAUCUUCUUCGGUCUCGCAAGUGUAAUCAACGCUCUCUCAUCCUCUCUUCCUCCUUCUCGUCUUCCCGUUUUCUUCUCUAUUCGUCGAAGCAAUUUUUUUUUUCCUUUUUUUUCCCCUCUCAGAUUCGAUUCUCCGUCUUCCUCAGUUCGAAUAUGUUCAUUGUGAAGGUCCUACACGUGAAGUUUUGAGCUGGCUCUUUUAGCUUUUGUGCUGGCCAUAAUUGAUGCAGGUCCACAUCUAUUUCUAAGUUGAAGGUCUUGACUGAUUUUGGCUUACUUGUUGGAUCCUGUGUUUGUGAUAUUGUCACAUCUUCUGUGAUCUCUUCUUGGCUAAUAUAGAAAGUGAAAGUCCUUGUUCAAGGCUUCUUUGUUUAAUGGCAGCUCAGAGAUUCAACUCACAAACUCAUUGCCUUGUUUGAGAGACGUCAACUAUGUCAGAUAGAUGGGCUCGGCAAAACGCAGAACCGGCUCAUGUCUUUGCUGAGAGAAGAAACGUGAAUAAAAACGUUUCAAUUCAGACCGGCGAGGAGUUUUCAAUGGAGUUUCUCAAGGAUCAUACUCGUAAUGAAAGGCAUAGAUUUGGGGACCUUUACUAUCAGAAUCAACCACUGGGAUAUGACACUGGUGCUCGGUUUCAAGAACCGAGGAGGACAGAAUCGGAAUGUCCUUCUGAUGCAUAUGAUUUCGGACGCGACCCGAGGGCUUCUUCACGGGUUGAGAACGGUGGCUAUACGCCUCGUUUUAACGCUUGCCACAACGUUGGUGGUGAGAAAGAAGUUAUAACAAGGAAAGCUUUUGGUGAAAUAAACUCAAACCAAGGGUGUGUCACAGGGAGGUCUGCACCUUCUGUGUACUUACCAGAGCGUGUUCAGUCAAACAACUAUAAUGGAGGAGGAGAUUUCGACAGAUUCGGGAAAGUAAAAUUUCUUUGCAGCUUUGGUGGGAAGAUUAUGCCAAGAUCCACAGAUGAUAAACUGAAAUAUGUAGGGGGAGAGACGCAUAUCGUUUCUAUACGCAAGAACCUCUCAUGGGAAGAACUCAAGAAGAAGACCUCAGCUAUAUGCCAACAACUGCAUUCAAUCAAGUAUCAGCUUCCAGGGGAUGAGCUUGACUCUCUAAUAUCAGUAUCUUCGGACGAGGAUCUUCAGAAUAUGAUUGAAGAGUAUAAUGGGCUAGAAAGGCUCGAGGGCUCGCAAAGGCCACGGCUGUUCUUGAUUCCUAUUGGGGAGCCUGGAAACAAGGCUCAGCAAAACACUUCUGAUUGCCAAUAUAGUGACCCUAAUCCAAGGAAAAUCGUCGGUGGUCAGAGUAUGGUUAGUGAUACAAGCUAUCAUGUAAACCAUUUGGAUCGCAAUCCAAGUUUAGGUAUUCGACCACCGGGUCAGAUACUUCGGCUGGAUACUACUGCAAUGCACACGAAUCAACAUUUCAAUGGAGUUCAGUAUAACAUGUCUUCCUAUCCAUCACCUCCUAUUUCUCCUUCACCAUUCCAACAUAGAGAAUCAAACGGUGCAUUCUCACAAUUCCAUGGCAACAACUCGAGCUCAGAGAGCAAUAAUUCCUUCACUCCAGUUCAACCAGAUCCCUCUAACUUUGAGACGAUUGAUUCCAAAUAUCAUCAAAAUCGGCCACUGCCUUCAGUAAACUGUCAGACUUACAAGCAGGAGGCAGAGAACCCUUAUGGGAUUCAAUUCCAGAGUGGCAUCAACAAAAACCCUGAGACUCCCAAUAUCAGUCAUGUUGAUACUUUUGGCUUUAACCUUGACAGGUCUGCGAAUAAAGUGUGCAUACCCGAAGAAUCUAAGGUCUCGUUUUCUGGUUCUACAAAUUCAAAUGAUUCGUUCUUGGGAAUCCCACACUCGUACUCGGACUCUACUCUGGAGAUUAAUGGUGGACACUCUAGUUACUUUUCACAAGAGAGACAGAGCCCAUCUUCACCAUUCAACUUUACAAAGAAACAAACACAAGAAAAGCCAGUGCAGGUGCAUAGGAAUAACGAUCUAGCUGACCGUCGUACACAAAGUAAUAUACUCGAUUUGAAGUCCAGUGAGGGAGGACCAGGACUAUCCGGUGAUAGCCAAAUAUUACAUGGAGACAUUUCUGCCGCAGCCAAUCAUUAUGAUGAGAUUUAUCUAAAUCAAGAAACCAAGAAUCAAGAAGGGAACAGUGAAACAGUUUGUCAUCAAGGUGGGAAACUACUGGGGACAAGAGCAACCCCUACUGACAUGGCAUGCAAGAACUUGCCUACCAAUAGAAACCAGACCUAUAUGGUUGUUGACCCGUGGAAGCAAAUAAAGCAAGAUAAUGAUCGUUUGAUGGCUGGAACCUCAUCCGGGAAUCUAAUAUCCUUGGAAGAAGGCAUUGCACCUGACACCCCAAAUGAGGAAAUAGCAGGCAUUCUGUACCACACGGGGAACGAGAAAAGAGUCGAUCAGAAAGCUUCUGAUCUUAUUCAAGAACCUAGAAGUCAUGCUGUUCGGGCAAGGAAUUUGGAAAUAUCAGGGAUCUUGUUGAAUAAAAGAGGGCAAUCUAAUGAGGAUUUCUUGUUCAACAUCUCCUCAGAAUCAGCAAACAGCCCAAUUGUUCAUGAGACAGGAGGUUUAGAACUUGAUCCAACACAAAAGAAGAGAACACAAAUAGGCCAUGUGAGAAUCCCAAGCAUUGAUAUCAAUAAACCAGCGCCAACGACGGUCAGUGAAACUUACGAUUCACCACAAACCAGCCCACUCACAAAGAUGAAGAGCAGUGAUACUGUGUUCCUUUCUGAGGAAGCUGAAGCCAAUAUCGGCGAAAAAGAGAAUAGUUUUAACGACACACUCAUUGCUGAAAUGGAAGCCAGUGUGUAUGGUUUGCAGAUAAUAAAGAACGCUGAUCUUGAAGACCUAACAGAACUGGGAUCCGGGACAUAUGGAACUGUCUACCACGGAACAUGGCGAGGAACGGAUGUUGCUAUAAAGAGAAUAAGGAAGAGCUGCUUUGCAGGGAGAUCAUCUGAACAAGAUCGCUUGACCAAAGACUUCUGGAGGGAAGCACAGAUACUCUCAAAUCUUCAUCACCCUAACGUUGUUGCAUUCUACGGUAUAGUCCCUGACGGAACUGGAGGAACCUUGGCAACUGUUACCGAGUUCAUGGUGAAUGGAUCACUCAGGCAUGCUCUUCUCAAAAGGGACAGGUUGCUUGACGAUCGGAAGAAGAUAAUAAUCGCAAUGGAUGCUGCUUUUGGUAUGGAGUAUUUACACUCGAAGAACAUCGUCCACUUUGAUCUCAAAUGCGAGAACUUACUCGUCAAUCUAAGGGAUCCACAACGGCCUAUUUGCAAGGUGGGAGAUCUUGGAUUAUCUAGAAUCAAACGUAACACUUUGGUAUCCGGUGGAGUAAGAGGAACACUUCCAUGGAUGGCUCCUGAACUCUUGAUCGGAAGCAGCACUCGAGUUUCCGAGAAAGUCGAUGUUUUUUCAUAUGGGAUCUCGCUAUGGGAGAUUCUAACGGGAGAAGAGCCUUAUGCAGAUAUGCACUGUGGAGCAAUCAUUGGUGGGAUUGUGAAGAACACGCUUCGACCACCAAUACCGAAAACUUGUUCACCGGAGUGGAAGAAGCUGAUGGAACAAUGCUGGUCCAUAGACCCGGAUUCACGUCCUCCGUUCACCGAGAUAACAAGCCGGCUUCGAUCCAUGUCAAUGGAACUCGUCACUAAAAGCAAGAAAAGAGAUAACAAAACCUGAUUUUACACAACAUCAGAGAAAUCAAGAAACGGUUUGGUUCAUCGACACUGUCAAAAAUCCGCAUAUAUUUAUCUCAUUCUUCCACUGUGUACAAAAAAAAAAACAUAUAUGUAGAAGUAUAAUGUCAUGUAAAUAAC
Eutrema salsugineum is the source of this 3875-nucleotide messenger RNA. RefSeq lists its product as uncharacterized. The record is from RefSeq and is a predicted model, not a curated record. The transcript has 11 exons. Gene Ontology annotation, cellular component: cytoplasm. The coding region runs from base 448 to 3738 and encodes 1096 amino acids. Gene Ontology annotation, biological process: protein phosphorylation; signal transduction. Lineage: Eukaryota; Viridiplantae; Streptophyta; Magnoliopsida; Brassicales; Brassicaceae. Gene Ontology annotation, molecular function: protein binding; protein kinase activity; ATP binding.